UAUCUAUAGACGCUAGCAACGCCAUCGGCGCAAAAGCAAGCAAACUCGACUGUGCGCAGGCAAGCGCCGCGUUCAGACGCGCCACCGGUCCUUCCAGACCGCUAACCGACGUUGCACGCGUCGCCGCCGCCGCCGCGCACCGCUGUGCCCCGCUUGACUCGAGCGAGGCAGCGCCAGCCGCCGCGGCACCGCAGACCAUGUUCCGCCAGCGCUCGUCCGGCGAGAUUCCCAUGCACCACUACGGCGGGCGACCAGCUAGGGCCUCCUUCCGCACGCCGCGUUUACCAAGUUGCGCGACGGGCGGGUCGUGGGCGUGGCUCGUCAUUUCACUGGCGGUGAUUGUGUGGGGCAUCCGCUUCCUCAGCCAGCCGACGGAUCUGAGACAUUUGAAGUGCCCCAGGGAUCGCGAGGAUUUGUGUGAGCUCGUAGUCCUCACGGAGGAUGAAGAUCGAGUGGUCCACACGUUCCCGGGCAAGGAUUUACUCAGGGCCGAGGCUAUCAGGGUAAGGAGGGGCCGGGCGGUGAACCCGAAGAACAUGCGGCGGAAGCAGGUGCGGAAGUUGGGCUACUCGUUUCAAUUAGUGGUGCGCCUGGACGACGACGGGCGCGAAGCGAGACACGUCAUGUCCUACGGGUCCGUCGGUAGGAGCGACUCAAAAUCACGUGUCUCCGAGAUCCAGGAGUACGUCACGAAUAGUGAUGUGAGCGGCCUGGACGUCUACGAGUCGUCGGGCGUGUCCGCGGUCGGCAUCCUGCUGGUCAUCUACGGCGCCUUCUCGCUCAUCUUCUGCCUCAUCCUGGGCCAGUUCUCGGAGCCGCCGCCGCCGCGGAAGCGGCGCUAGUUGUGU
Molecule: messenger RNA, 848 nt
Organism: Pelagomonas calceolata
Lineage: Eukaryota; Pelagophyceae; Pelagomonadales; Pelagomonadaceae
Source: the annotation of a GenBank genome assembly